Molecule: messenger RNA, 449 nt
Organism: Condylura cristata (star-nosed mole)
Lineage: Eukaryota; Metazoa; Chordata; Mammalia; Eulipotyphla; Talpidae
Gene: SPMIP3
Product: chromosome unknown open reading frame, human C1orf100
Exons: 4
Coding region: 7-423 (138 amino acids)
Source: RefSeq, a predicted model, not a curated record
UCCAUCAUGACAGCUAUUCGUCUAAGAGAGUUUCUUGAACGCCGCCCAGUGAUCCCAUCAAGUGUAUUCAUUGCUCAUCAAGGAAAAGACAUCAAAGGCUAUCUCCCUGGGCAGCUGGCACGGGUGCAUUUUGAUUACAGUGCCAAGAGACCUCCCAGACCUCUCAUCGACCUGACAAUUCCACCCAAGAGACAAAUGCCGUAUCAGCCGCAACUAGACCAGAGAACUCUCAUUCAGUAUAUUUCUUUCCGAAGACAUUCAAAGCCUUCAGAAUCAUGGUACAAAGAAACUUCUUAUCAGAGAGACUAUUCCCUGCCGUUUUACCAGAUUGAUUGGAGCCAGAAAUUAGCCACGGCUUCAUCCAAUCCUCGACCACUUAAAUCACUGCCAGAGUUCUACUGCUGUGAAGAAAGGUGGCCUUAAAAGCUUAAAAAAUAAAAUAACCAUGG